CCAGUUGCAGUUAUCAAACGCAAUUAUUAAAAGAGAAAAAUAAUAAAAAACCAGGAAAAACUGUUCUUUGAGCGAAAAUGACUUUAUGUCGUGUAAUAAGCAACCUAGACGUGUGUUUGUAGAAUUAUACUGCACAAAGAAAAGAUGGUGGAGGUCUAAAAGUCAGUAUAUCAAAACAGUUGAAGUUUGCGGUUCGUUGUCUGCAAUACAUUGCGAUGGUCAGGAUUUGAUUAGUGGAUUUGUUUUCUCAUGGACCUGGUAUAAGAUUGAAGCUACAUGCGACGUCGUAAGAGAUAUUAACAACUGCAUAGAGAACAUUCUAAAUUUGUGUAUUGGAUAUCGUAGUUGUGACAACAUCAAUGUUAAUACAGAUUGUUUUUAUUUAACUUUGAGGGCAGCAAUAACAUACAGCUGCAACAGAGGAACUGGAUCACCUACAACAACAGUAAACUAUGCUGGAAAUCAUAGUUAUUUUGAUAAAGAAGAAGUGUCACCAAGGACAAUUGUUUUUGAUAUGACAAAACCGCCAAAUACAGGUGAAAAUGAAUUGGUUUUAGAUGUAGAUUCAGAUUUCAGACUAUUGAUAAUAAACAAGAAACGAAACACAACUUACUCUCUUUGUGCUAACAGAUGGAAAAAUGAGUAUGCUAAGUUCGUUUGUCGCUUUUUACAUAUAUCGGAUAACGGGAUUGCCUGUAAUGUUUCCAGGAAUAUAAAUCUGACGCGAAUAGCCUACGGAGUUGACUGUCCUGUUAAUAUAACGAAUCCUUUUGAAUGUAUUCCGGACUACAGCAAUAGUUCAAGAGAUAUAUGUGAAUCUAUCGGAGAUGCAACUGUUAAAUGUUACAAUCACACAGAAAAUUAUAUUUUAGAUAAAGCAGGAUUAACAGGAAUACUUGUCGGAGGGAUUCUUGGAUUUAUAUUUGCUCUGGUAAUCAUUGUAGUAUUUAUCUGCUGUCGCAGGAAAAGGAACAAAAAAGAAAACAAGAGAGCUGCAGAUGAAAAAAGAGAGAAUGCAUCAACUACAGCAAAUUACCAUAGAGGAAAUGACAUGCAUGGUACGGGAGAACAAGAGCGUGUCUCAUUAAUGACUAAACCAGAAGCUACGACUCAGUUGGAUGGUGGUCAGUACUUCGUUUUAGAUCCAGGUGCGACAGGAUUCAAUAGAUCGAAUAACGCUUAUUCAGACAGUGAGACUCAAUACGCAACAUCUUCUGACGGCGUUUAUGACGUCACGAAUGAAAGACGACAUACAGAAAAGGAUGAAAUUAACAUUUACAGUCAUACUGUUGAUGAUGUUUACGACACAUCAGCCCAUGACAGGAGAGGGAAAGAACGUGACAAUGCAUAUGAUGAUUUUUGUUAUACAAAAUGAUGGCUAACAUUAUCAUAUCCCACGUUAUCAUUUAACUAACAGUUGGAAAUUAACUCAUAAAAGAAAUCAUGCGUUUAU
Mytilus trossulus (common blue mussel) is the source of this 1453-nucleotide messenger RNA. RefSeq lists its product as uncharacterized. Lineage: Eukaryota; Metazoa; Mollusca; Bivalvia; Mytilida; Mytilidae. The transcript is spliced from 7 exons. Bases 86 to 1375 code for a protein of 429 amino acids. Gene Ontology annotation, cellular component: membrane. The record is from RefSeq and is a predicted model, not a curated record.